AUGUUUCCGGUGAAUCUUCAAGGCUAUAGCGAUCUGCGACGCGUCCACUUUGCGAAGCCGGAUAUUGAGGAUUCAGAAGCCUUUGAUGGCGUGCAAUAUGAGCCACACCAGCAAGGUCAUCAUCGAUGGUGGCUUGGCUAUGGGCUCUUCAUUCUACUGGGGGUAUCCAUCCUCGUCAAUGGCAUGCAGUAUGUCAAGAAGUUGUUAGACGCCUCCAAACACACACCGCACGAUAUCGAUGACCUUUGCUCUAUGUACACUUUUGAGUACCCAUCGCCGAUACAGCAAGACAUCAAGGUUAAAUACAGGACCACUAAGUUCAAUGAUACUUUCCUAGAGCAGUCAAGGUACCGGGGGUCACCUGGGCCAGAGACAGAUCGGCUCUGGCUGGAACUUGGGACAAGAAAUCGCCACUAUAUCGUGCCAGAAGAUAAAGGUCACAAGUAUGGUCUCAACCCGGGUCACGCAAAGAUCGAUCCCUAG
Messenger RNA from Exophiala bonariae, 483 nucleotides. RefSeq lists its product as uncharacterized. NCBI's taxonomy places the organism in Eukaryota, Fungi, Ascomycota, Eurotiomycetes, Chaetothyriales, Herpotrichiellaceae. The record is from RefSeq and is a predicted model, not a curated record. Bases 1 to 483 code for a protein of 160 amino acids. The transcript has 3 exons. Gene Ontology annotation, biological process: mycotoxin biosynthetic process.